AUGCGACAUCAGCUCCACAUAGCAGCCUCUGAAUCUCGCAUUCCCCCCACUCUUAGUUCUGGUUGGCGAAUCACCCUGCGACUCGAGUCGAUGAGCUUCGGUCCUGAUGACUCCGGAAUACUCGAGUUCAAGACGGAAGAGGAGGCUGAAGAAUACCUGGGGAACCUAGGUUCCAAGUUUGAGUACGGUUGCCAUCGCGAGGGGAACCCAAUUCAAUGCCACUCCUUGGCCCGUUGGUACGCCAGUUACAAACGUGACUUCGCCAAGUCCGAGGAUGUAUAUCGUCAAAACUGCUUUCACCGUCGAUAUGCUGAAAGCUGCAGCAACUACGCCUUUUACAAGCUCUUCGGCGCCACCGCCAUCAAGCGCAACGCCUCUCAGGCCUUUGAAGCCCUUAAAUUCGGUUGCCACGUUUGUGAACACCCCAAAUGCUGCCAGGGCGCCGGUGAGUUGCUGCUAGAAGGUGCCAUUGAUGCGAAACAGGCCGCCAGCGAGAGUACGAUGGAUUAUUUUACCCGAGGCUGUAGAUUAAAUCUACCGGCUAGUUGUUUCUACCUCGGUGGUCUCUAUCAUCACCGCGCGGAGGCGCAGCGAGUGGCAGAGGUGGAACUGACGGGUGUUGCGCAGCGGCGAACACUAUCGGAGCUCGAGGCAGAGCUUCGUCGCUCCGCUGCGGCGGCAUGGGUGCGCGCCUGCGAGUUGAAUGGUCACGAGCUGGCCUGUCGCAACGCAGCACGCGCUUAUCGCAUUGGCGAUGGGGUUGAACGUGAUGAAGCCAAGGCUGCUGCGUUUGAAGCCCGCAUAAACCAGGUUCCCCCUGAGAAGACGUGA
Molecule: messenger RNA, 831 nt
Organism: Echinococcus granulosus
Lineage: Eukaryota; Metazoa; Platyhelminthes; Cestoda; Cyclophyllidea; Taeniidae
Product: Hcp beta-lactamase-like protein
Exons: 4
Coding region: 1-831 (276 amino acids)
Cellular component (GO): mitochondrial intermembrane space
Molecular function (GO): protein binding
Source: RefSeq, a predicted model, not a curated record